AUGGCUGCUUACAUGGACGAAGAAGAAGUGUUCAAAUGUCCAAAACACCCUUCCAAACGCCGUCGCAACGGAAUCUGUCCUACGUGUCUCCGGGACCGGCUCAUAACUCUCUGUCCUGAUUGUGCCAACGUGCGCCCCUGCGCAUGUUGCCCUGCGACGACGACGUCAUCUUCCUCCUCCUCGUCUUCGUCAACUUUCUCUUUCUUCUCAUCUGCCUCGUCUUCCCGCCGCGGCGGCCGAGUUUCCGACCUCCUUGACAAAGAGUCGGCCUUCCGGAGAUCGAGGUCCGUGGGAGUUCCUUUCUUAUUUACCCGCUUCGCGCGGGAGAAGCAGGCGGAGAAUUCGCCAGCGAGGAAGAAGAGCAGAACGGCCGCGCUUUUGGCGAAGUUUGGGCUGAAUAGUAGUAAGAGUAAGAAGAGAGAAGAAUUUGAGGAGAACAAAGAAAACGAAAAUUCGAAGGUAGCGGCGGCUGCGGCUGCGGCUCCGGCGGAGCAGAAAUUUGCUAAUUCUUGUAAUAGUGAUGGAAAUAAUGAAUGUAGGCAAAGUUGUAGUAACGCUAGUAUCGAGGAGUUCGCUAAUAUGAUGGUGAGGUCGAGGUCCGUGAGCGUCGGAAUGAUGAAUCAUUCCGGUGAGCGAAGACAUUCGUCGGCUUCGGCGUCGGGCAAGGGGAAAGGAUGGAGUUUUCCCAGUUCGAUGAAGGUUUUCCGGCCGAAGACUCCCAAGGUGGCCAACGAUCGGUCUCCGAUGUGCAGGGGCUGA
Molecule: messenger RNA, 759 nt
Organism: Coffea arabica (coffee)
Lineage: Eukaryota; Viridiplantae; Streptophyta; Magnoliopsida; Gentianales; Rubiaceae
Source: RefSeq, a predicted model, not a curated record